This is a messenger RNA of Hippocampus zosterae (dwarf seahorse), 2327 nucleotides long. RefSeq names its product autophagy related 4C, cysteine peptidase (gene atg4c). The record is from RefSeq and is a predicted model, not a curated record. The transcript is spliced from 10 exons. Gene Ontology annotation, molecular function: protein-phosphatidylethanolamide deconjugating activity. Lineage: Eukaryota; Metazoa; Chordata; Actinopteri; Syngnathiformes; Syngnathidae. The coding region runs from base 278 to 1738 and encodes 486 amino acids.
AGAUCAGAUGGCUGCCUGGACAUAAACAUUGUCGUUUGUCAAAUGAUGUGUUUAACUGCAAGCCAGGAAGACAUGAAUCCCUCUUUCAUUAUUUAGUCGCCAGAAUGUGGCUUUACCACGAGCAGUUUUUUGAGUAAAAACAUGCCUUCAAGGAAUUAAGGUAAUUUCUCAGUGUAAACGUGUGAGUUAGGGUAGUGCAAGUUUGUAUCGUUGGAUCAAAACACUUUCACACACUAAACACGUCUAUUUGAGAUAUUGGAAUGGGUUACAUGCCUCUAUGGUCCAAAUGGAGAAUAAAGAGCGCGACGAGGUGGAUAAAAUGAAGACGAAGUUCUUGUCUAUGUGGCACAAUGUCAAAUACAGUUGGGCUCUGAAGUCAAAGACCUCGUUCAGCCGAAAUUCCCCUGUGCUUCUUCUGGGAAAGUGUUAUCAUUUUAAGGCUGAAGAUGAUGACAGUGUUUCAGAAGCCCGCUUGCAAGCAUCGGAUAAGGAUUCUGUCAUGGGAAAUAUAGAGGAUUUCCGGAGGGAUUUUGGAUCUCGUAUAUGGCUAACAUAUCGAGAAGCGCUUUCCCCUCUGCCUGGCUCUGUUCUAACGUCCGACUGUGGCUGGGGUUGCAUGCUGCGGGCUGGACAGAUGAUGUUGGCUCAAGCACUUAUUCUGCACUUCUUGGGCAGAGACUGGACCUGGUCAGAGGCGCUCCAGCUCCAGUGUUUAGACGCUGAGACACGGACCACCGCUGCAGCCAAGCGCCUGGUGGAAUCCCUGGAGUCCUCUCUACAGGGCACCCUCAACAGGCCGUCCAAUCCUGAAUCAUCAGCCAGAGUUCCGACUCAAGCUCCAGGGCCAGCAGAGGAGGCAGAUGCCCAUUUAAAAGAAAUGUACCACAGGACACUGAUUUCAUGGUUUGGAGACAACCCUUCCGCCCAGCUGGGUCUGCACAGACUGGUGCAUUUAGGUCUGACAUUGGGGAAACAGGCGGGGGACUGGUAUGGACCCGCUGCUGUAGCGCACAUUCUAAAGAAAGCUAUGGAUGAAGUGAAGGACCCUGCUUUAACCAGUGUAACCGCUUAUGUCUCCCAGGACUGUACAGUGUACAGCGCUGAUGUGAUUGAUAGCCACAGGGAAAGCAAAGAUGAGCAGCCAUCAGCUGGUACGUCAGAUGACCUGUACCCUCCACAAAACAACCCAUCGGUGUCUGCGCUCACCCUGCCAGACAGUCAUGCUGUUAUCAUUCUCAUCCCUGUGCGACUGGGAGGAGAUCAGACCAACCCUGAGUACUUUAACUUUGCAAAGAGAAUACUAAGUCUGGAGUACUGCAUCGGCAUCAUCGGAGGGAAGCCCAAACAGGCCUGCUACUUUGUAGGAUUUCAAGAUGACAGCUUGAUUUACAUGGACCCUCAUUACUGUCAGUCUUUUGUGGAUGUCAGCACCAGCGAUUUCCCUCUCCAGUCCUAUCAUUGUCCUUCACCAAAGAAGAUGCCUUUCACGAAGAUGGAUCCAAGCUGUACCAUAGGAUUCUACUCCAGAAGUGUCCAAGACUAUGAGAAAAUCAGCCAAGAGCUGUCUCAGGUGCUUCAGCCAUCAGCAAGCGACAAAUACCCAGCGUUCACUAUUGUGCAAGGUCAUGGCAGAGAUUACGACCUGUCAGCCAGCCUGACCCCAGAAAAGAGAGAAUGGCCCUUCAUCCGUGACCCGAGGAGGACAAUCACCACCGCUGGGGGCUUUGUACUACUUUGAUAGAACGGUUUUGUCUGAGAUGGAUGUGACAUUGAACUUUUUAGAACUGGACCCUCCCUGGAAACAGUCUUUUCACUGAUUGGUGAACAGCUGGAUUGCAAGUGUUAACUAGGUAAAAUACUUGAGUUUGGCCUAGGACAUUUUUAGCACUCUGCUGAAUUAUCCAAUCUAUUUUUAUACUAAACAGCAGAAGUAGUUGACGUGUGCAAUUGUUUCAUACUUUUAUUUGACCCAGCAGACAUUUCAGUUGAACAGUGAACAUGUUCAGUACCUCCACAGUGCCACCCAUAUGGAAAAUAAAGAAAUUUAAAUUUCUGCAAUCCCGCUCGCAUUUUGCAUGAUUUGUAUUGGACUUGACGGAUAUCACAAAAAAAUUAUUUGAGUUAUGUCUAUGAACGCUUCUAAGCCCGCUCCAACAACAAUUGAUCAAAUGGGAUGCACGUUUUAGCCCAUGUAAAAACAAUCCUUUACUUUCGUGUCACACCGGAUGGAGCCUUCUAUCAUGUUGCAUUUGCAUGUUCUACAUUUGUAUUACAUUUGGAAUGAAACUGGAAAUAUUAAAUAAAUAACUUUUUGAAACCCUGUGAAA